AUGACGGCGUCCUCACUUGAUAACCAAUUGAACUACGUCCAUGCCGCGUUCGACGAGGAGAACGACGGGCUUCUCCCUAUUUCUCUCCAGGAUCUCACUAAUAAGCAUAAAGAGGCCAGCACCUCCAAGAACUCUACCUUUGCACCGAAAAACACCAGUCUCCCGAGUUCCACCAAGUCUGCCAGUUUGCUCAAGGUAGACAGACCGGCGUUUUUCGUAUUGGUGCUCCUCUACUUGCUCCAGGGUGUGCCUGUAGGUUUGGCAUUUGGCUCUAUACCGUUUAUCCUCAAGCUGAAAUUGUCGUACUCACAAGUUGGAAUCUUUUCGCUAGCAGCAUAUCCAUACUCACUCAAGUUGAUAUGGUCCCCUAUCGUUGAUGCCGUGUAUUCGCCCAAACUCGGUCGUAGACGUUCGUGGAUCAUCCCUAUCCAGACGAUUUCAGGUGUAACCUUGAUCUACUUAGGACUGUUGAUCGAUGGCUUGAUGGAAGAUCCCCAGAACUGCUUGCCUACUAUAACUUUUUGUUUCUUCAUGCUAGUUUUCUUCUGUGCCACUCAAGAUAUCGCCGUCGACGGCUGGGCACUCACCUGCUUGUCACCAGAGAGCCUUUCGUAUGCUUCCACGGCUCAGACUAUUGGAAUCAAUACGGGCUACUUCUCGUCCUUCACGAUUUUCUUGGCUCUCAGUUCGCCUGAUUUCGCUAACAGAUACCUCAGAAAGGUACCUUUAGAUGUAGGCUUGUUUUCCUUGGGGCUGUAUUUGACUUUCUGGGGGUGGAUGUUUUUGGCAGUGACAGCUUUGCUCUGGUUUGUACCUGAAGAUCCUCCUCAUUUGGCUAAGAGAAACCAGGCCAAGUUGUCCAACGAAAAGAUUAAGACCGAGUCUGUCUAUAAUAAAGACAGUAAGUUCAAGGACUUACAAAACGUCUACUUGGCGAUGUUCAAGGUGUUGAAAUUGCCCAACGUCCAGACAUUUGUCAUUAUCUUAUUGAUUUCCAAGUUUGGAUUCCAAGUAAAUGAAGCUGCUACAAACUUGAAAUUACUUGAAAAGGGAUUGUCUAAAGAAGAUCUCUCCAUCACUGUUUUGAUCGAUUUCCCCUUCGAAAUGGUCUUUGGCUAUUAUGCUGGCCGUUGGUCUACUGGAAAGUCUCCUUUAAAGCCGUGGAUCUUUGGCUUUGCUGGAAGAUUGGUAGCAGCAGCUUUGGCUCAGGGUAUUGUGUACUUCUUUCCUGAAGACGGUAAAAUAAGCUCUUUCUACUUUCUUUUGGUGAUUUUGCAGCACUUGUUAGGUUCGUUUAUGUCGACUAUCCAAUUUGUUUCACUCUGUGCCUUCCACACCAAGAUUGCAGAUCCAGCUAUCGGUGGAACCUACAUGACUACGUUGAAUACGUUGUCUAACUACGGUGGAACUUGGCCCAGAUUAAUCUUGCUAUAUUUGAUUGACAAACUCACCAUCGAAGAAUGUAAAGUUCCUUCUGUCACAAACUCCUAUUACAUCACAGACGAAGAUUUGAGACAACAGUGUAAAUCGUCGGGCGGAAAAUUGACUGUUUUGCGCGAUGGCUAUUACUAUACCAAUACCAUCUGUGUAAUCAUUGGCAUAUUUACCUUGUUAUGGGUAAAGAGAAAGACUACAUACUUACAGAGUUUGCCUAACAGUGCUUGGAGGGUAAAUAAGGAUUAA
Scheffersomyces stipitis CBS 6054 is the source of this 1683-nucleotide messenger RNA. RefSeq lists its product as uncharacterized. Gene Ontology annotation, molecular function: acetyl-CoA transmembrane transporter activity. Bases 1 to 1683 code for a protein of 560 amino acids. NCBI's taxonomy places the organism in Eukaryota, Fungi, Ascomycota, Pichiomycetes, Serinales, Debaryomycetaceae. The record is from RefSeq and is a predicted model, not a curated record. The transcript has a single exon. Gene Ontology annotation, cellular component: membrane.